Molecule: messenger RNA, 6025 nt
Organism: Drosophila rhopaloa
Lineage: Eukaryota; Metazoa; Arthropoda; Insecta; Diptera; Drosophilidae
Gene: rsh
Exons: 20
Coding region: 908-5905 (1665 amino acids)
Biological process (GO): regulation of small GTPase mediated signal transduction; activation of GTPase activity
Cellular component (GO): cytoplasm
Molecular function (GO): protein binding; GTPase activator activity
Source: RefSeq, a predicted model, not a curated record
CCAAGCCAAAAGGUUGUGCGCCUCGCAACAGCAACAGCCACAGCGAAACCAAAAAGCAACAGGAGCCACAGCAACAGGAGCAACAGCAACAGCACGGCAGCAACAGCACGGCAGCAACAUCAACAGUUCAGCAGUUCGAAAUCGAAUACUGCAACGCUGGCCAACGUGCAACAAGUCAAAGGACAAUACGUUUUUUUUUUCAAUGUGUGAACAAAUGUGUGUUUGUGUCGAAUUACAUGUAAUAAGAGUAUUUAUUUUUUUGUGAACCGAAAGCAAUGCAAUAGUUAUCCGAGCACCCCCAUCGAAUCACUCAAACUACCUGAAAGCAGCCACAAAAAGUACAACAAAUCAGAACAUACUUAUACCUGAUCUACACAUCAUAUCUAGCCCAUAAUAAGCCAAAUAAAGCCCUACACUGAGGACCUGACAAGCAACAGAUGCUUUAACAUUGAUCAAAAAACCGCAGAUGCCAGGGUGACUUUAAAUGACAAAGCCCAGGGAAAAGAAAUCAUAAGCCAAAAAAGGUAACCAAAACCGAGGAAACCGAGCUCAAACGAGGCAGAAACCAGUUAAGAAGACAAAAUAAACAUUGUAUCUCUAUGUGUGUGUAGCAAACCAAUCAAUCAGUAUCCCACUCCAAAAAAAAAAAAAACCCCCGCCCCAUUCAAUGUUAAAGAAACCAAUACCAAGACCUAAUCACCGCACUUUCGGCUAGCCGAAAACCCCGAAAGAAAGUGCAGCGCAAUUUGUAAACGAAAAAAAAGGAUAUAUAGGAGGAUAUAUGACCUGCUAAGAAAAAAAAAAAGAAAAGAAAGAGAGGAGGGCCGCAGGAGCGGCUGGCGAAUAAAAGGAUACCGCUCACUUUCGAGGAUCGGCGGGCGCUGCCACAGAAACCGGAACAUGCGCCAUGUCAAAACUGCGGCAUUACCGGUCCAUGGAUCAGCCCUGCAGCAGCACCUCCGUGGUCAUACGCAAAAAGACUAUGACAGCCAUUUGCUUCGUGUGCAACCUGCCCAUCAUGUCGCACCAAGUGGGUUUGGUGUGGCAGGGCGGCAACGGCUGGGACGAUCUUGUGCGCGAACAGCUGGAGGAGUCCACCAUUCGUCAGCGGCUGGGCGGGCGGCGGGACUCGGCGGCGCAGAUCACCACCCCGCCGAGCACCUCGCCGCCGCCGGGACUGCAGCGUCGGCGGCGCAGCUCGCUGGCCCAGCUGACGGACAUACUGCGCGAGUGGAGCGGCGGCACCAACAAGCAGCAGCAGCACCACCAGCAGCAGCAGCAACAGCAGCAGCAGCAGCAGGCGUCCCGCUCCAAGGCGCAGCUGAAUCGCCGCGAAACGCUGGCGGACCUGGCCCGCAGUCUCCCCUGGCGCACCUCCACCACCACGGACGCCAGUACGGGGGCGGGUGGGGGCGGGGUGGGGUCGAGUGGUGGCACCUGCACCACCUACAUGGCGCCACGCAAGCGGCGCGAGUCCUCGGCGGACUCCGGCAUCCGGAGCAUGAGGUCGCGGCGGGACUCCAAUACCGCCGAGUUCGUGCGGCACUGGAACAGGAGGGAGAGCGGGGCAGUUGAGGAGCAGUCCAGCAGCUGUGUCGCCGUGCCCGUCGUCGUCGAGUGCUCUAAAAGCGCAUCCCGGCGCGGAUCCGGUGAGAGCUACCUGUCCGGCAGUCGGCGCGACAGCAAUGUGGCCGGGCGGGUGACCACGCCCCCGCCGCCGGGCAAAUACCAAAUGGCCAAGAAGCGGGACUCUUUGGCCGCCCCCGAAUUCCCCAACUUCCGGCAGGAGCAGCGACCGUCCACCAGCUCCGCCGGCUCCUGCUCGGACCACUCCAUGCCCCUGAUAUCGACGCACUCGAGCACUCACCACCUCCACCUGGCCCACCAGCAGGUGGACUCCGCCUGCCAGGCUCUGCCACCGCCGACGAUCAUCACCAGCUCGGUGACGCCGCCGGCGACGAGUCCCACGGCGCCGAAGGGACGCCGCGACUCGCAGACGCAGUGCGGCCGGGUGAAUCGGCGCGACUCGAAGGCGGGCGUCAGUCCGGAGCGGGCGCCACGCCUCCAGCGGCUGCAGCGCCAGGCGACCGCCUUCGACGAGGGCUGUCUGCCGGGCGGCGGCGGCGGCGCUGGCGGCAGUAGGCGUGGCUCGCAGCCCGCCCUCAGCCCAGAUCCGCCGGACGAUUGCGGGGAGCGGCGAACCUCGCGGCGGGACUCCCUGUCGCCGGAUAGUGCAUCGCGGGGCGGUCGCCGGGAUUCGCGGACGCACCUUUCGCCGGACCGCAGCCACGAGCGGGACGGUAGUCCGCGACGGCACACCCUGCGCCGGCAGAGCAGCUCGGCGGCCCGCUCACCCAGGUCGCCGGACUCGAACAGCUGCUGCUCCUCGAGAGACCCCAGCCCGUGCUCCCGUCCGCAGACGCAGACCACCGUGGAGCAGAACCAGCGGCCGGCCAUCCGGCGGCAGUCCACCACCGAGGAGAUCCUCAUCGCCCGCGGAUUCCGGCGGCAGUCGACCACCGAGGAGAUGAUCCGCUGCCGCAACUUCCGGCGACAGAGCUCCCAGAGCGACGACGUCUGUCGUUAUCGCGGCAGGCGUGACUCCUCGGCGCAGAUAAUCGAUGGAACCAUCGGCACCAUGACCGUGGAGACGACCAGUACGUUCUUCGACUCCAGCACCCAGACAGAACCAUCGCCGCUGUACGACAACAAUCACUAUCAUGAGGAGUGCCUGCGUUGCAAUUCCUGCGGUCUGAACUUGACUGGGCCCAACCAGAAAAGGGCUAGGAGAUUCAAGAACCAGAUCCUGUGCGACCUGCAUUUCGCGGACGUGGCCCUAAUGGAGUGCUCCGAUUUCAUGCAGCAGCUGCGGAGCUUCAAGCCGCAAUCCUUGGGCUGCGCGGUGGCCAGGCGCAAAAGUUCCACGACGCUGAUAUUCCCGCUGCCACCGCAAGCUUGCUCAGAUGAGUUCUGCGAGGAGUAUCCGCACAACCUGAUGCCCACUCCUGGCUACUGGAUAGAGUGCUCCCGCCAGAAGAUCACCAUGCCCACCCCGCACACCAUUUGGGACGAAAGCGACUCGGAGCACGAGGACAUCCGGGCAGGAAGUGCCAGCGAUGCCUAUCUGGAGCGCGAGUGCAGCGAUCUCUACGAGGACGACGAGGAUUCCGAGGCCACGCCCAGUCCGCGAAAGAAGACCACCAUCGAAGAGCAGUGGGACCAGCAGGGCGCCUUCGAGCUGAUCUCCGUGGAGCAGGAGACGUACGAGAAGUACUUCUACGGCACGGAGCACUGGAACUACUUCACCAGCGACGAGGACCUCGGCCCGGUCAUCCUGUCCAUCAAGCAGGAGACGCUCAACGGACGGGAUCAGUUCCGCAUCCUGGUGCGGGCUGGAUCCUACACGGUGCAUGGACUGAUUCCGGCGUCAUGUGUGUUUGCCGAUAGAUAUAAUCGCGAGGAAGUAGUUAGAUCUUUAGGUAAAGAAGUUAAUUUAAAUCCACCUUUAACGUUAGGACAAUUACCCGACACGCCAGAGGAAUUAUUAAAAUUAGAUCAGGUUUUUAUAAAAUCAGAGUUAAAAGUAGGCGUCAUAUUUGUCAAAGAGGAUCAAUAUACCGAAGAACAAAUUCUGGACAAUAAUGAAAAUUCACCGCUCUUCGACGAAUUCCUCACAUUGCUGGGCGAUCGAGUUCGGUUGCGCGGAUUUGAUAAAUACAAAGGUGGCCUUGACACGGUGCACGACCUGACAGGUCUAUUUUCCGUCUACACGAACUGGCGCAACAUCGAGAUCAUGUUCCAUGUGUCCACGUUGCUGCCCUACGAGAAGCACGAUCCGCAGAAGCUCCAGAGGAAGCGCCACAUCGGCAACGACAUCGUCUGCGUGGUCUUCCUGGAGGCGGAUAACACCCGAUUCAGUCCCGCCUGCAUCAAGAGCCACUUCCUGCACACCUUCAUCCUUGUUCGCGUGUCGGCCAGAAUUAAGCACAAGCCAACUAGAUACGAGGUCUCCGUGGUGACCCGAGAUGAGGUGGGUGCCUACAAGCCCUACUUGUGGGAGCAGUCGGUGUUCGAGAAGGGGCCCAUGUUCCGGGAAUGGCUGCUGACGAAGAUCGUGAAUGGGGAGAGGGCAUCGUAUUCGGCACCGAAAUUCGCACGGAUGCAGGAGCGGACGCGAUCGCAGAUGCUCGAGGAUCUGGUGAUGAAUCUAUCGAAUCACGCCGAAACCGGACAGAUACCGAAGCCAUAUAGACGCGGCAGUUGGCGACCCAUCGGCCACAUGCGACCCUCGUCGCCGCUGCUCGAUUCCGUUCGCGAUCAGUUCGAGGAUUACGACCAGCUGGCGAAGGACUUCACCCGCGUAUUCCUGAACGAAGAACCAUCGUGCCUGACCAACUCCCAUCUCUUCGAUGUCGUGUUCCUGGUGGGUCAGUCCAAGCAGAAGGCACGAUUUAUCGGUGUUCGGGCGAUCCUCGGAGUGCGCAGUCGAGUAUUUCAGGAAAUGCUGUAUGGCAUUCAGACGGGCUUUGGAUCGCCGCAGAUUCCCGUGGCGGAGAUCUUCGCCCGGCCAGCUCCAUCGCUGGUGUCCCCGCAGAACCAGAAGCCCAAGAGCAACAACUACCUGACCGUUCCCGACUCCGAUUCCAUCCGGCCGAAGAGCGUGCCGUCGUCGCCGAUGGUGAAGCGGGCAUUCUCCCGGCUCGGCACUAUUACGGCCGGAUGGGGCAGAUCGAUUAGGAACAAGAACACCAACCAGCUGAAUCCGGAUGACAAGAAGAAGUGGAUAUCGUCGACAGAUUGUUCGAAUAGGGACAGCAAGGACAAGGACAAGGACAAGCCGGGCAACAACCAGCUGGCCAUGCCACGCCUCUCCGUCUGCGCCGACGCCCAAAAGGUCGACCGCGCCAAGUUGGCCCAAACCGAGUUCAACAUCAUCGAGUUCGAUCCGGACACAUUCCGCGUCCUGCUCGACUACCUGCACACGGGCACCUGUCCGCUGACCUGCGUCUCCAUACCAGGCUUGCUGUGUGCCGCGGAGCACUACGACCUGCCGGAGCUGCUGCAGGCGUGCUUCCACCACUGCAAGCAGUUCCUGCGCAUCGAGGUGGUCUGCCCGAUGCUCAUCUCGCUGGAGAACUACUACUGGCGCUACACAUCCGCCUCCGAGCUGGUCAACAUGAUCCUGUCGUUCGUGGAGAGCAAGGCGCACUCGCUGUUCAAAUGCCCCGAAUUCCUCCAUCUGUCCGAGUCGAUGGUGCAGAUGAUCAUGUGCCGGGAGCUGCAGACGCCCGAGAUUCGUAAGUUCGAGGCGAUGCUGGCGUGGGCCCAACACAAGGUGGGCAAACUGAAGAAUCAUCCGAACAAGGACACACAAUUCGAGUUCGAGUGCAUUAUGGAGCGGCUGACGCGGGAUCUGAACCUGUGCCGGAUCUCGCCCAGCGAACUGCUCACCGUUGUCCUGCCCUCCAAGUCGAUGAAGAACGAACGCAUCAUGGAGACGCUCAUGGUGCAGGUGAAUCUGGGCACCUAUCGGAUGCCCGAGUUGGAUGCGUACCGUCAGCAGUUGCGCCAGCAGGAGUCCGCCGAGGCCACCGUCCAGGUCCACCGGGCCAGUGUCCAUUCAUAUCACCAGAACCACCCGCCACCGAUCGAUGCCCGUGCCUAUGCCAUGGCCUCCUUGGCCGCCGCCCUCGAGAUGCAACAGAAUUCGGCACGCGAUGCCGCCGACAUGGAAGUGGAGCUGUAUGCCAGCUUCGAUAAUGCGCCGAGCACCAGUCGCGUGGCCGCCCAAAUGCAGGCCGCCAAGGAGGCGCGCCGGAAGCGGUGGGCGGCCGAUGGCGCCAGCGGGAGUAGCGGGGACGGCGGAUGCGCCAGCGGCAGCAGCGGCAGCGGUCGACGUUACUAAAUCAAGUGUGACUGAGAAAAAAUGUAAGCCUGCAAUUCAGAAAUUCGCCAUAAGUAAAAUUGACAAAAAAAAAAACAAAAAAAACAGGAAUCCGACAUCUUUUCUACGCGUUUUAUGAAA